AUUACUACUCAGUAUCUGAAUAAGCAGCUGAGCAGCAGAGGUUCAGAUUACUCCUCUCGCUUCACUGAGACCUUUUCCAUGCUACAAAAAAAGCUGGUGCUUAGUUGGUAAAAGUUGUACUAACCUAGGCGUUAUUAGUAUAUUAUUAGGCAGGGUUAGUGCUCCGUCUAAGUGUGUUCUCCUUACAGGAGCUGUUGAUUCUUAGGGUUUGGGGAAGAUAAAGAAUUACAGAACUGUUGAGGUUGGCAGGGACGCCUGCAGGGCCACCCCAAGCCGGUGUCCCAGGGCCAUGUCCAGGUAGCUUUCAAGUAUCUCCAAGGAGAGAGGCCCCACAGCCUCCCUGGGCAGCCGGUGCCAGUGCUCAAUCACCCUCGUGGCAGAGGAGUGUUUCCUUAUGCUCGGACAGCACCUCCUGCAUUUCAGUGUGUGCCCACGGCCUCUGGUCCUGUCACUGCGCACCACUGAGAAGAGCCUGGCUCUGUCGUCUUUGUACCCACCCUUCAGCUGUACAUGGUAACUCUGUCACUUUCUGGCCAUUCCAAUAAUGAAAACAGAAGCUAAGGAUGGAGAAGAGGAAAGCCUGCAGACAGCAUUCAAAAAGCUAAGAGUUGACACAGCUGGGUCUACUGCUUCUCUCUCUGUGGGUGAAGGGACAGGUCCAAGAGCACUAGUUAGAGCAGUGGCAGAUGAAAACAAACCGAAGAAUGCGGGUACUUCUAAGGAAACCUGGCAUGGGUCUAUGAAGAAGCCUUCAAGAGGAGUUGUGAGAACCCAGCGUCGCAGGCGUUCCAAGUCUCCAAUUCUUCAUCCUCCAAGGUUUAUCCAUUGCAGCACAAAAUCACAUUCCACGUGCAACCCGCUAGUCCACAAGAGCCAGGCUGAUGCCCAGGAUGAGAGCAGUGGGUUUGGGAUGCCGGUCCCAAAGGAAGCUUGUGCACACGAACGAUGCAGUAUUGCUCCUGAUAUUGGCCAGAAGGGAGCUGAUGCUGAGUCUUUGGGAGCUUCUGUUACACAGUUGGUGUCAGAGAACAGACAGGAGAACUCUCCAGCUGCUGUUUCCGUAGCAUCCAAAGCAAGCCUAAAGACCACGGAGCUUUCUGACUUUCAGUCUGUGUCCAAGCUGAACAUGAAUAAGCCGUGUGCAUGUGCAGAUAAAGCCUGUCAGUGUAAACGGUGGCAAGAUAUGGAAGUGUACAAAUUCUCUGGCUUGCAGAACACUCUCCCAUUGGCACCUGAUAGAAGAACAGUUUCUGAGGAUCACUCCCAGGUGUUGCCAUCAAGAACUCCCUCAAGUUCUCCACGCUCUUGCUCUGAGCAAGCCAGGGCCUUUGUGGAUGAUGUGACUAUUGAAGAUCUUUCAGGAUACGUGGAAUAUUACUUGUAUAUUCCAAAGAAGAUGUCUCACAUGGCAGAAAUGAUGUACACCUGACACCAAUGAGCACUAAAAACAGAAGGGUGGGUGAUUUAAGUCUGCCUUCAGUCACACUCAUGUGAGAUGCAACCCAACCUCUGCUCACUGUGCUUGCAAUAAAAACACUUCUUUGCAUCUUA
Falco peregrinus (peregrine falcon) is the source of this 1551-nucleotide messenger RNA. RefSeq names its product oxidative stress responsive serine rich 1 (gene OSER1). Bases 545 to 1429 code for a protein of 294 amino acids. The record is from RefSeq and is a predicted model, not a curated record. Gene Ontology annotation, biological process: cellular response to hydrogen peroxide. NCBI's taxonomy places the organism in Eukaryota, Metazoa, Chordata, Aves, Falconiformes, Falconidae. The transcript has 4 exons.